This is a messenger RNA of Cokeromyces recurvatus, 951 nucleotides long. RefSeq lists its product as uncharacterized. Gene Ontology annotation, cellular component: nucleus. The transcript is spliced from 6 exons. The record is from RefSeq and is a predicted model, not a curated record. Lineage: Eukaryota; Fungi; Mucoromycota; Mucoromycetes; Mucorales; Mucoraceae. The annotation marks the transcript as partial.
UGGCGUUCCUUUUAUAUUUGUAUAAAGUUUCCAUUUACCAUGACAAUAUCAAAUUUAAGCAAUUAUGAAUUAAAACGAAAAUUGAACAUGGAAGAAAACCAAAACCUAUUAAAGGAAUUAGGUCUAACUUCAUUAACAACUAGUGGUAUAGCAGCUGAUAUUCCUAAAGUUAACACUGAAGCGAAUAUGAAAAAAAGACGUUUAACAUACAGACAUCGAACACCAACACCAAAACAACCGACGCGAUUGUCAAGAAGAAUUCGAGGUGAAACACCAGAAGAAAUUACGGAACUAAGUGCUAUUGUUGAUGACCAUGAUCGUAUUCGACAAUUAAGUGUACCAACUGCUACGGUCGAAGUAGCUGAUAUAGAACAUUCUUUGCCUGAUGAAAUUUAUGUCCCAUUGACACUGAGAAGUAUAGGAACAACAAUAUGGGAACUAGGAGAAUUAAAUACAGGGAAGGGACGUUCUAAAUCAUGGAGUAGUCGAGGUUGCAAAUAUAAACAUCCUUAUCCAAUUGGUUAUAGGGCAACUAAAUCUCACUUUGGCAAUGAUUAUGUAAUGGGCAUCUUAUCACCACCUAAUGAAGAUAGUGGGCCAAUAUUUGAAGUACAACUAGCUGAUAAAAAUAUAGGAUGGAAGGGAAAUACACCAACUGCUCCAUGGACAGAAGCAUGUCUUAAAAGUAAAUCAAGCAAUACACGAGUGAGCGGGCCCUUGUUUUUUGGAUUUUCAGAUCCCCUUACAAUGAAAUUGAUUGAAAAAAUGAAAGGAUAUCAAGAAGCAUCCUUAUCUGAAUAAUAUAUACAGAUAUACAUAUACAUUUAUAUAUACACGCAUACAUAUAUAUACAUAUUUACAGCAUAUAUAAAGAUAACUUGAGCAUUACAAUUUAUAUUAUAUUACUUAUACCAACAUCAAAAUAAAAUAUAUAUGUAUACAAAGAAUCAA